Molecule: messenger RNA, 831 nt
Organism: Cyclocybe aegerita
Lineage: Eukaryota; Fungi; Basidiomycota; Agaricomycetes; Agaricales; Hemipholiotaceae
Source: the annotation of a GenBank genome assembly
AUGGCUCUCUCCAAGUACCAGUUCGACGCUCCAGACGCUGACGUCAUCCUCAUGACGACAGAGGCAGACUCGUCCACUGAAUUUCGUGUCCACAGAUGUCUCCUGUCAGCCGCAUCGCCGUUCUUCAACGACAUGUUCUCGCUGCCACAGGGCAAAACACCAGAUGAAGACAUUCCUACCAUCCCAGUUCCCGAACCGGCUCACGUUCUGGACAACAUCCUACGAUUCAUAUACCCUAUCCCUGACCCCAUCAUCACUUCUCUCGACGAAUUGGCGGCCGUCCUCGCUGCUGCAAUACAAUACGACCUCGUUCAGGCCAUCAGCACCAUUUGCAAGCUUCUAAUUUCCCCGCAGUUUCUCCAGACGAAUCCUCUGCAAGUCUACGCCAUCGCAUGCCGCUUCGACCUCGACGAAGAAGCCAAAGUUGCUUCGCGUCACACCCUCGGCAUUGACCUUGUCGAGGCACCCUCAAUUGAGGCACUUCGACAUAUCUCAGCUUACGACUACCACCGCCUUCUCAAGCUGCAUCGGUAUAGGUCGCGUGCAGCGCUGGAGCUACUGAACACUGCUCCAGAGAACAUGAAGUGCAUGCAGUGUAACGGAUCCGCUUUUACCAUGGAUCGCAAACCAGGGUGGUGGAUAGAGUUCGAAAGGAUUGCGAAAGGGCGAUUGGAGGUCAGACCAUCUACGGAGGGGCUAUUCGAGGUGGAGUUCUUGUUCAUGGUUGCUAGAGCUGCGGGGUGCACGAGAUGUCCGGAGAGUGUGCUUGAUUCGUGGAGGUUCUUAAAGGAUCUGCAGCGGGCGAUUGACGCGCUGCCUGCAACGGUUUAG